AUGCGUGACCGUCGACCUGGUUCUAUAAUGGAGAUGCUUGCAUUUCAAGUAAGACAACGUCCUGAUCAAUGUUGUCUCUUAUAUCCACAUCCGCUGCAUAUGGAUAGUUAUAUAUCGAUCACGUAUAGACAGUUUGAUACUUUACUUAAUCGAUUGGCAAACAAGUUACUGACAAUAUUACCAGAUAUAAAUGACACAAAAUCUAGCACAUUUGAAACACCCGUUAUUUCGUUGUUAGCCAAUAGUGAUGUGAAUUAUUUGUUGAUGAUUUAUUCAUUAUUGAAAUUGGACAUUGUGGUUUUCCCGUUGAGUACGCGAAAUGAUAAAGAAGCUGUUCAACAUUUGAUAGAAAAGACGGACGCCAAGUACUUAUUUGUUAGCUCACAGUAUCUGCCAAUUGCGAAUGAAAUUAAAACGAAGUUGAAUUCAUCUCUACAUAUACAAAUACUUGACGAUUUAUAUUUAACUGAUAAUGAAUUAAUACACCAGUGCGAAGAAUCAUCUGAUGUACAUUUCUCAGUAGAAAUAUCAUCGAAUAACGAAGCCAAACUCCAACAAGCUCCAUUAAUAUUUCAUAGUUCCGGAAGCACCGCAUUGCCAAAACCAAUCCAUCUAACGUGUAAACGUUUAUUGAGUACAUAUUUCAUAUAUAUCUCGGUUCAUCCUGAUUAUUGGAGAAACGAUGAUGUUUUACUUGCAUGGGGACCGUUAUACCAUUUAUUUGCAUUUUGUAUGACGAUUGUGAUUUGGCAAGCUGGUGGUGCUUUUGCACUACCAUUAGCAAAAGUUUAUCCACCGCAACCAACAAAAUUGCUUUCAAAUAUUGAAUGUAAACAAAUAACGACAUUAAUAACUGUUCCAGAUUUAUUAGAAAAACUAGUACAAAUGAUAAAAAUAAGUGAUAAUCAACAAUAUUAUUAUGAAUUACUUCAACGACUCCGUUUUAUUGGAUUUGGUGGUGCUUCUUGUUCGAAUGAACUAUGUCAAGAGUUAGAUGAUCAUCAUGUUCAAACACGUUGCUUCAUUGGCGGAACAGAAACGGGUAUUAUCAUGGUCAGUGACCCGGAAAACAAUAAAAAUCUUAAACGUUGGAAAUGGAUGAAACUACUUGCUAUGCGAAAACCCUAUACUCAAAUUGUUUCAUUGACCAACGAUGAUGAAUCAAAAUGUUUGAAAGAAAUAGUAUUUUUGUCUAAUGAUCCAUUUAAUACAAAAUCAAUAUCAAAUCGACCAGAUGGCUCAUAUUCAUCCGGUGAUUUAUUCUCCGAGCAUCCAGACAUGCCUGAUUAUUUUACGAUUGAAAGUCGUUUAGAUGAUAUACUUGUUCAUUCUAAUGGUGAAAAGACAAACCCUAUACCGAUAGAAUAUAAAAUAAAAGAACACGCUAUCAUUAAAAAUGCGAUGGUUUUUGGACAUAAAUAUUUUUGCGCAGGAGUUCUGAUACAACUGAAUACUGAAGAGGCAAUGAAAUAUGAAUUCAAUAAAAUUGAGGAAAAAGUUUGGUUAGCUGUACAACAUGGAAAUCAACAUUCACCAGAACAUUCAAAAAUCGUUCAAGAAAUGAUUAAAAUUUUACCAUUAAAUAAUGUAUUAAAAACUGUAAGUAAAAAAGCAUGGGAUAUCGUUUAUAAGAGACCAGACUGCUCCGAGUUGUGUUCGAAAUUAUUUGUAUUAAAAAGAUCAGAACUAUUUACUGAUAAAGGUAAUACAAUGAGAAAGAAAGUAUUAGCACAUUAUUCAUCAACAAUUGAAAAUAUGUACGAAAAAUUUCUCAAUGGCAAAGACGAUGAUCAAAACAAACGACAACAUAUUAAAUUACACACGGCUACAUCGAUCGGUGAUUAUUUACAACAAAUAAUUUCUUCAAUUCUAUCAAAACCUUAUUCCUCGUUGAAUGAUCGUAAACAAUUGUUUUCUAAUUUAUCGAUUGACUCGUUAAACAUGACUCGAUUACAUCGGCAAAUAUGUGACAAAAUUGUUGCUAUACCAAAACAUCUGCUAUAUGAAAAUCCCUCAAUUGAUACCCUAGCAAAAAAACUAUUAAAUUUGAUCAAUAGUAACAAUGAAUGGACGUCAGAAAAGGCAAUAAAUGAAUAUAUUCAAAAUUCAAUCAAAAAUGUUUGUAAGAGUGUUCACACGAAUAAAUAUUUAUCAUUGACCAAUGAAUUAUCAAAGCAAUUAUGGAACGAUCUUACCGAACAGAAUGAUAGUAAUAAACAAACUGAAGAAGUACUCGAUAAAUACAUAGAAAGGAUAAAGAAAGAUGUAAACUAUGAAAACACAAAGCAAAUUGUCUUAAUGACUGGUGCCACAGGUUCACUUGGUUCUUGGAUAUUACAUUAUCUACUUGAAAAUGUUCAGAUUCAACAUUGCUAUUGUCUUAUACGCGGUGAAAAUCCUCAUCAGCGUUUGAAUGAAUCAUUCAAAAGCCGUCAAUUAAACACAUCAUUGCUAGAGAAUAAAUCACGACUUACUUUGUUAACAUUUCAUGAUUACAAUAAAGAGAAAUUUGGCUUAUCCAAUGAUAUCUAUGACCAAUUACAACAGAAUGUUACCGAUAUUCUACAUGUUGGAUGGAAAGUGAACUUUAAUGUGAAUGUGACACAAUUUGAACAGGAUUGUAUACAAAAUUUAUAUCAUUUGUUGAAAUUGGCAAAAUCAACGUCAAAACGUUUUCAUUUUAUUUCAAGUAUAGCAUCAUCAAAUUCUGGCUUGCAACUUGUGAUUAAAGAAGAAAGACUAAAGCGUAAUUCACAAUUAGCAACAAACAACGGCUACGGACAAUCGAAAUACAUAGCCGAACAUAUGUGUUAUGCAGCCAGAGAUUUAUGGAAUGUACCUACACAUAUUUAUCGUUGUGGACAACUAUCUGGUGAUACUCUUUAUGGUAUAUGGAAUAGAUCAGAAAUCAUUUCAAUGAUGCUAUGUGCCAGUGGAGCAAUGGGUGUAAUGCCGAGAUGCGAACAAAUGCUGAAUUGGCUACCAGUCAAUGAAGCUGCCGAAUGUAUUGUCGAUUUGGUAAUAAAUUCAACAAGACAAAAAAGAGACAAUGAUAACUAUGUAUAUCAUCUGGAGAAUCCAGACCGUAUUAAUUGGCAGACGUUUCUUGAUUAUCUUCUUGAUGCUGGAUUACAAUGUACAAUUGUUGAUAAAGACGAUUGGUUAAAGCGUCUAAGGGAAACUCAAGCAAAACAUCCAGCAAUGAUGCUCUAUGAUUUUUAUGAAAAGUAUUUAUCCAAACAAUCAAAUCAGCUGGUUCAGUUUGAAACGGUAAACACUGUACAACAAACAAAACUAUUAGAAAAUUGUUCAAAAAUUAAUAGUGACUUAAUACGAUUAUACUUAAACUAUUGGUAUCAGUGUGGUGAUCUUACUGGUGAAUACUUCACUAACGCAGAUUUUAUUUAG
Messenger RNA from Didymodactylos carnosus, 3408 nucleotides. The record is from the annotation of a GenBank genome assembly. Lineage: Eukaryota; Metazoa; Rotifera; Eurotatoria; Philodinida; Philodinidae.